This is a messenger RNA of Gongylonema pulchrum, 267 nucleotides long. NCBI's taxonomy places the organism in Eukaryota, Metazoa, Nematoda, Chromadorea, Rhabditida, Gongylonematidae. The record is from the annotation of a GenBank genome assembly.
AUGACGUUUGUUGAUUCGAUUGAUUCGCUUCCGAAUGGCGCUUCAUUCUUUCGGCAAAGCAAAGCGUUAAUGCACUUGGAAAAGUCAAACAUCAAAGCAGUCAACGUUUACAGUCAGUCGUCAGUUGACUGGUUUGCCGGGCUUCCUUUAAACAGACAGGAAAAAAAAAACAUUAAAAGGGCACUUCUGAAAGUUGGUGAUAGAGCCGAAAACCAAAAUUGCUUCCUGGCAGUUAUUACGAACUUGAAUUUGAAUACAACAACGUAA